CUUUUUGUCAAGUGGGCAAAGAUCAUGGAUUUUAAACCAAAACCCCUGUAUGAAGAAAAUAGCUUCAGUUACAUCGCAUUAAUGAAAUCGGCAUUGAUUGGGUCUGCAUUAAAAAAUGGAGAACGCUACAGAGACACAUGCCACCAUUAACAAUCCUGCUGACAUCAGUGUGAUCAUCUGCUAUUUUGUGGUGGUUAUUGCAGUGGGAAUUUGGUCUACGUUUAGGACAAAUCGUGGUACGGUGGGGGGAUACUUUCUUGCAGGUCGGACAAUGAUGUGGUGGCCUGUGGGAACGUCUCUUUUUGCGAGCAACAUUGGCAGUGGCCAUUUUGUUGGUCUUGCUGGUACAGCAGCAGCUAGUGGAAUAGCCGUCGGUGGUUUUGAAUGGAAUGCGUUAUUUAUCGUUUUGUUGUUGGGAUGGGUGUUCGUCCCUGUUUAUUUAACAGCAGGGGUGAUUACAAUGCCACAGUACCUCAAAAAAAGAUUUGGAGGGAGUAGAAUAAGUUUGUACCUCUCUGUAAUUUCACUUUUCCUGUACAUCUUUACAAAGAUUUCCGUGGAUAUGUUUUCAGGAGCAGUUUUUAUACAACAGGCUCUUGGGUGGAAUAUCUAUGUUGCCGUCAUUGCCUUGCUCUGCAUAACAGCACUCUAUACUGUAACAGGAGGGUUGGCAGCGCUCAUGUAUACAGAUACUGUCCAGACCUUUGUUAUCAUUGCUGGAGCAUUUGUCCUCAUGGGAUUCUCCUUCUAUGAAGUUGGAGGUUACAAUGCUUUACUAGAGAAGUAUAGCUUAGCGUUACCAACUCAGACCGCAAACCUCUCUGAACAUUGUUAUACUCCACGUGAGGAUGCCUUUCAUCUGCUUAGGGAUCCCACGACUGGGGAUCUGCCAUGGCCUGGUGUGGUAUUUGGCAUUGCGAUUAUUGGUAGCUGGUACUGGUGUUCUGAUCAGGUAAUUGUACAACGCUGUCUGGCUGCCCGCAGUCUGACUCACGUAAAGGCUGGAUGUAUAUUGUGUGGGUACCUGAAACUGCUCCCUAUGUUUCUCAUGGUGUUUCCAGGCAUGAUCAGCAGAGUGCUUUACCCUGAUGAGGUGGGGUGUGUGGUACCAGAGAUCUGUGAGAAAGUGUGUGGUACAAAGGUUGGUUGUUCCAACAUUGCCUACCCCAAACUUGUGGUUUCUGUUAUGCCAUCAGGUCUCAGAGGUUUGAUGCUGGCUGUAAUGUUAGCCGCUCUCAUGAGUUCCCUAGCAUCUAUCUUCAACAGCAGCAGCACCUUAUUUACCAUGGACAUUUGGACUCGGAUCCGACCUCAAGCUAAAGAUCAAGAACUUAUGGUUGUUGGAAGGGUCUGGAUACUCUGCAUUGUCGGCAUUAGCAUUUGCUGGAUCCCAGUUGUCCAGGCAGCCCAGAGCGGUCAACUGUUUGACUAUAUUCAGUCAGUGACUAGUUACUUAGCUCCACCUAUCGCAGCAGUCUUCUUCCUUGCCAUUUUUGUAAAGAGGGUCAAUGAGUCAGGGGCUUUCUGGGGCCUGAUGGGAGGACUGGCUAUGGGUCUGUGCCGCAUGGUUCCCGAGUUUGCAUUUGGUUCUGGAACUUGUCUGAAACCAACCAACUGCCCAAAAAUCAUAUGUGGAGUCCAUUACCUUUAUUUUGCUAUUUUGCUCUUCUUCUGCACUGCUAUUCUGGUGCUAAUAAUAAGCUUCUUCAGUCCACCUAUAGAAGACAAACAUCUUCAUCGGCUCGUGUUUAGCUUACGGCACUCUAAAGAAGAAAGAAUCGAUCUUGACAGGGAAGAGCAAGAACGGGGAAGAAAUGCUCGAAGAGCAGCAGAUGUUAAGAUAAAGGCCAUAACCGACGAAGAACAAAUUGAACCCGGUGAGCGUUCUGUAAUGAGGAAGAUUAUUGGCUGGUUUUGUGGCAUAAAUGACACUCAAGCUCCAGAACCCACAGAAGAGGAAGUGACUGAAGCAUCAAAACAAUUGCCUGACAUAACUGAGGCUCCACUGUGGAAGAAUUUGGUCAAUGCUAAUGCCCUUAUAAUGAUGACGGUAGCGGUUUAUUGUUGGGGUUUCUAUGCCUAAGAGCAUUAGAAAUUCAUGCUGUAUAAAA
Messenger RNA from Paramisgurnus dabryanus, 2111 nucleotides. It is a transcript of the gene slc5a2, whose product is annotated as solute carrier family 5 member 2. Gene Ontology annotation, cellular component: plasma membrane. NCBI's taxonomy places the organism in Eukaryota, Metazoa, Chordata, Actinopteri, Cypriniformes, Cobitidae. Gene Ontology annotation, biological process: transmembrane transport; sodium ion transport. The record is from RefSeq and is a predicted model, not a curated record. Gene Ontology annotation, molecular function: D-glucose:sodium symporter activity.